Linnemannia hyalina is the source of this 2358-nucleotide messenger RNA. The record is from the annotation of a GenBank genome assembly. NCBI's taxonomy places the organism in Eukaryota, Fungi, Mortierellomycota, Mortierellomycetes, Mortierellales, Mortierellaceae.
AUGUCAGCCUCUCCUCUCCCACCAACAUAUACACCCCCACCAAAGUCCCGGACGUCCAUCCCAGGUCGUCUGGACUAUCGUCGCCUCCUCUUCACCCUUCUCAGUCUCCACUCAUUACACUCCUUCUCCUCCAUAUCAAAACCAUCAUCAUCACUCUUCGCCGAUGCGGCGAUAUCAUGCACAUAUCCAAACUACUUGACCGAGGUCAAGGCCGGAGACACCUCAGUCCUCUCCUGGCAGGUUUCGAACGUGGACAUCGCUAGCUACGACAGUCUAUCGGCUACCCUCUACUGCAUGGAUCUCAACGGUCCACAGGGUGGGAUGUGGAGAACCAUCAAGACCAUCUUCUCGAACAAGGGUCUCGUCAGCACCCAAGGCGAAGUCAAGUUCUCGGUCCCCAACUGCGGUGCCCUGGCUAACAACGCCGCUAUUCGAAUCGUCGCACUCGGUCAAGGGUCUGCUACCCAAAACGAUGCCUGCUAUUUCCAGAUGGAUACCAAGGCUGCCGUCAAUCCUCUUCCUACCACUACUACUACCACCACACAAGCAGUCGUUCAACCCACUACGACAGCCACUAAAGAUCCUCCCGUAGUCACUACUAAUAAUCCCACAGGAACUCUUCUCCCACCAAUGACCCCUCCCGGCACUAUUUCCACCAUCUCGGGCCAACCCCCUACGACAGCAACGACACUCACAAACGGUUCUCCUUCAGUAAUGCCCACCAUCGUCACGACCAUCUCCGGCACUGUUAUCAGCAUCCCUUACCCUCCUACCAAGCCCUAUCCACCACUCCCACCGUUACCUCCUGUCGAGGUGCCACCGUCUUCAAGUGGCGGCGGCAAUGGUCAGACCAAAACGCUCCUGGCGAGUAUCUGCUCGGCCGCUGCACUCGUGAUCAUUGUCUCGCUCUUGGUCCUGAGAAGGCGGAGGUCAAUGCGACAAGGUGGACGCGGUAUCAAUGGAAGCCACGGAGUCAAGCUGCCCCAUCUCAAGCUCCUUCGCAACCGCAGCAAGUCCGAUCAGAAGGAGGGCCGCUUCCACCUCAUGGACGACGAUGAUGACUAUAAUAACCCUGAGAUCGAUCGACAGGUCGCCACCGCCGCCGCGUCGAAAUAUCUUCAGCGGUCCCCGUCCCAAGUCCAGCCUCCUCCUGAGCCUGUCCUCAUCGACCUCUCCGAACCGGCUGAGAAGAGUGAUCCACAGUCCGCGAGUCAUCGGGACUCGAGUCUUUCCUAUCCUCCCACGGCCCAUCUGGACCCUACCUGGCGCCGGUCAACCUCUUUCCCCUAUGACUGUGUUGACGAUGAGUACACCAUGUCAUCAAUGCGGUCAAGUUGUGAGACCUCCUCAGUAGUCCGCGAGUACUGGGCGGCCUCCAUGGCUGCCCGAACCGAACGUCGUCUUGAAGGCUACCCACCAACAAUCGACUUUUACGACGAGGGAUCAGUCUUUGGAGACCAACAGCGCCGGACGCCGUCCUUCUCGUCCAUGUCGCGUAAGGCCGAGAUCUUGACACUCGAUUCUGCGUCUAUUGCCGAGUCGAAUGUCCUCCCAGCAGAAGACGGAUUUCUAAAGCGCCACUACCGCGACACCAUGAACUCUGUCCAGAGCUACCUCCAGCGUUCCAUGACCAUGAGUCUCUCGAGUCUCCAUUCGACCUUUACAUCCUCAUCUGAAGAAGAGAACUCGAGUGUCGGUGGUGGUGGUGGGGUUGGUUACGCGCCAAGAUCGCGGGGCACCGGGUUCCGUCCUCCUAUCGAUAGCGAAUUCUUGAGCCACCUCAAUAUCAAGUCCCUCCGGAGUGAAGAACGCCAACUCGAAUACUACACUCACCUCUACCGCCAGAACCCGACCAUGACCAUGAGCACCGUCAACUAUGAUGAUGGCUACGAUGCCCCCGUAGCAUCAAUCGUGACGGGCACGGAUAAUGAUAGUUGGAGGACUAGUUCUGUCCCCUCGCUGACGUCGACCAACGACCCGUUCAAGACCUUUGAUUCGAACGAGAUCUUGCUGGAUAUGGAUCCUUUUGCCGACCAGCACGCCAUUUCCUUCCCUCCUCUUCCUUCUUCCUCUUCUUCUGGAAGACGUCCUUUGUCGAGCGGUUUUUCGUCCACUAAACGGAAUCCAGCGACCGUGGCAGGAAGUGGCAGUGGAUCGACAGAUACGACACCGACAAACAGCAGAGCGCUGAUGGUCGUUAACAUUUCCAGUCCUAGUCUAGUUGUGAAUGCUGAAGAAGAUGGGCGGUCCAACUCUACUCUCCUGGGCUCGUUCCCGAUCCCUCCUCCUAUCACAUCUGAAUCUGUGCUUGUCCGGUCGUCCUCUGGACAUUCUUCGUCUACUACCCGCAGCUCAUAG